Molecule: messenger RNA, 2658 nt
Organism: Amblyraja radiata (thorny skate)
Lineage: Eukaryota; Metazoa; Chordata; Chondrichthyes; Rajiformes; Rajidae
Gene: shmt1
Product: serine hydroxymethyltransferase 1 (soluble)
Exons: 12
Coding region: 104-1552 (482 amino acids)
Biological process (GO): tetrahydrofolate interconversion
Cellular component (GO): nucleus; mitochondrion; cytoplasm
Molecular function (GO): glycine hydroxymethyltransferase activity; pyridoxal phosphate binding
Source: RefSeq, a predicted model, not a curated record
GCAGCGGUGCCGUGAUUGGCCGGAGCGCGCCAGCUGCACUACCGCUCCAGGGCUCGGAGGACGCGGUUUGACGGAAAUUCCGAGGAGAACAGAGCAUUUGAUCAUGGCAGACAUUGUGGUUGAUGAGUGUGUGGAUAUCUGGAAAUCCCACAAUGCACAGAUGGUGGAACCUCUUUGCACCAACGACCCACAGGUGUACGAGAUUAUUAAGAAGGAGAAGAGUCGCCAGAAGCUGGGGUUGGAACUCAUCGCCUCGGAAAACUUUGCGAGCCGAGCAGUGCUGGAGGCUCUGGGCUCUUGCUUGAAUAACAAAUAUUCAGAAGGUUACCCUGGCCAGAGAUAUUAUGGCGGCACAGAGUUUGUGGAUGAGGUGGAGCGACUGUGCCAGAAACGAGCAUUGGAUCUGUAUUCCCUCGAUCCAGAGAAAUGGGGGGUUAAUGUCCAGCCAUAUUCAGGCUCACCGGCAAACUUUGCCGUGUACACAGCUCUGGUAGAGCCACAUGGGAGGAUCAUGGGAUUGGACCUUCCUGAUGGUGGACAUCUGACACAUGGCUUCAUGACAGAGAAGAAGAAAAUCUCUGCCACCUCCAUCUUUUUCGAGUCCAUGCCAUACAAGGUAAACCCUGAGACCGGCUACAUUGACUAUGACCGAUUAGCAGAAAAUGCCCGUCUCUUCCACCCGAAACUUAUCAUUGCAGGUGUUAGUUGCUAUUCCCGGAACCUGGAUUAUGCCAGGAUGCGGCAGAUUGCGGAUGAGAACAGUGCCUACCUGAUGGCGGACAUGGCGCACAUCAGCGGCCUGGUGGCAGCCGGGGUAGUGCCGUCCCCCUUCGAGUACAGUGAUGUGGUCACCACCACAACACACAAGACCCUCCGUGGCUGCAGGUCUGGCAUGAUCUUCUAUCGACAAGGAAUCCGCAGGGUCGACCCAAAGACAGGCAAGGAGGUUAUGUACAACUUGGAAGGUCCCAUCAACCAGGCAGUCUUCCCGGGGCUGCAAGGUGGGCCACACAACCAUGCCAUCGCAGGGGUUGCUGUGGCACUCAAACAGGCAAUGACUGUGGAGUUCAAGGUCUACCAGAAGCAGGUUGUGUCUAACUGCAAGGCUCUUUCGACAGCGAUGAUGGACCUGGGAUACAAGGUUGUUACCGACGGUUCUGAUAAUCACCUAAUCCUGGUCGAUUUACGUAAACAAGGAACUGAUGGAGGCAGAGCUGAGAAGGUUCUGGAACUGUGCGCCAUUGCUUGCAACAAGAACACUUGUCCAGGUGACAAGAGUGCCUUGCGUCCCAGCGGCUUGCGGCUGGGGACACCGGCCCUCACCUCCCGGGACCUGCGGGAGAACGACUUCAAGACAGUGGCUGCUUUCAUUCACAGAGGGAUUGAGAUAACAUUGGAGAUCCAGAGGGACAUCGGGGCAAAAGCUCCCCUCAAAGAAUUCAAGGAGAAAAUGCUGACCGACAAGAACUAUCAAAACAAGAUCACUCAGUUGAGGGAGGCUGUGGAGACAUUUGCAUCCAACUUCCCAAUUCCCGGAUUGCCAGAUCUCUAAGUGGAGAGUCCAGUGUGGAAGCACCCAAUUGUUAAAAAAAAGAGAUCAAAACAGAAAUUGCAAGCAGUGCCACUGAUGACUGAAUAAAUUAAAUCAUUUUCUUAGUAAUCAGUUUUUCAGGAUUUCUACAGAUUUUUCCAUCCAUAGUGAUCAGUUUGACACUUCCCUGCCGUUCUGAUCUUUAAUUCUCCACUGGAUCUAUGGCAUAGAAACAGGUAAUUUGACCGACUAUGUCCAAGCCAGCCACUGGGUACCCAUCUGUAUUAAUCCUAUCUUCCAGCACUUGACCCAUAGCUUCAUUUACCUGCGCGAUUCAAGUGCUCACCUAGACACUUCUUCAAUGCUGUCAGCCACUCUACUUCUCCCGCUGUCUCAGGCAGUGUGCUCCAGUCACCUGCCUUCUGUUGAGACCACUGCCUUCGGUCACCUCCUCUGGUCAACCCCUGUCUUAUUUACAGCAGCAAUAACACUCAACGGGUCAGGCAAAAUCUGGAGAGAAAAACGAAAGUAACGUUUCAGAUCAAACCCCCUUCGUCAGAAGGGUUAACUCUGUUUCUCUUUCCAUGGAUGCUGCCUGCCCAGCUCAGCAUUUUCGGCAAUCGUCCUUAGUUCCACAAUUCAUUCCAAAACUUAUUUGUCUUUUCAAGUGCAUUCUUCAUUGUAGACAUUCCUUAAAACCUUUCUCUUCAGCCAAGUACCCAACUGCCACCAAUGGGUUUGAGGAUCAGGGCAUUGGACAGACUUGAUUAGUAGGAGAAUGGAUGGGUCCAGUUGAAGGGAUUGUUACUGCCCUGUUGGGGCUGAAUAAAAGGCACACAUUACAAGGGUCCCGACCCAGUGUUGAGAUACCAAAGUAUUACAUUCGCAGAAAAUCCCAAUGAUUGGCGCUCCCAUGACAAUUUAGUCUUUGUCCCCUUCACAAUGCUUUAAAGGCAAUGUUGGACAUCAUCGUGUGCAUUGGUCAUUCACACUAGGAAGUGCCUAGAAUUUCCACAGAGCCACAAAACAACCUGGAAAUGGCUAUAACUGUGUUUCACUCUUGAAAAAUGGUGUUUCUUAUUGGCAUAACACUGGGGAGGAAACAAAUUCCAUUGUGUGGAAUGAAA